AUGCUUACUCUGUUACAGGGGGCAGUAAAGCUCACUGUUACAGGGGGCAUUAAUGCUUACCCUGUUAUAGGGGGCAUUAAUGCUUACUCUGUUAUAGGGGGCAUUAAUGCUUACUCUGUUAAAGGGGGCAGUAAUGCUCACUCUGUUACAGGGGGCAGUAAUGCUUACUCUGUUACAGGGGGCAGUAAUGCUUACUCUGUUACAGGGGGCAUUAAUGCUUACUCUGUUACAGGGGGCAUUAAUGCUUACUCUGUUACAGGGGGCAGUAAUGCUUACUCUGUUACAGGGGGCAGUAAUGCUCACUCUGUUGCAGGGGGCAGUAAUGCUUACUCUGUUACAGGGGGCAGUAAUGCUUACUCUGUUACAGGGGGCAGUCAUACUCACUGUUAUAGGGGCAUUAAUGCUUACUCUGUUACAGGGGGCAGUAAUGCUCACUCUGUUACAGGGGGCAGUAAUGCUUACUCUGUUACAGGGGGCAUUAAUACUUACUCUGUUACAGGGGGCAGUAAUGCUUACUCUGUUACAGGGGGCAGUAAUGCUCACUCUGUUACAGGGGGCAGUAAUGCUUACUCUGUUACAGGGGGCAGUAAUGCUUACUCUGUUACAGGGGGCAGUAAUGCUUACUCUGUUGCAGGGGGCAGUAAUGCUUACUCUGUUACAGGGGGCAGUAAUACUCACUGUUAUAGGGGCAUUAAUGCUUACUCUGUUACAGGGGGCAGUAAUGCUCACUCUGUUACAGGGGGUAGUAAUGCUCACUGGUACAGGGGGCAGUAA
This is a messenger RNA of Pecten maximus, 774 nucleotides long. RefSeq names its product staphylocoagulase-like. The coding region runs from base 1 to 774 and encodes 257 amino acids. The transcript has a single exon. The record is from RefSeq and is a predicted model, not a curated record. NCBI's taxonomy places the organism in Eukaryota, Metazoa, Mollusca, Bivalvia, Pectinida, Pectinidae.